AUGAUAGUCGCGUUGGAUAAAAAUAGCUAUUUUGCUGAUAUGUCUAGUUUGUUAGCGGAUGAAGACACGUAUAAAGUAGUUAAUAAGAACCCGAUUAAUAAAUUGAUUAGCAGUUUACACGAACUGCUGGCGAGGUGGAGAGCUCGUGAUUAUAUUUCUGUUGCGAAGUAUAGAUCGUUGAAUUGUACAGACGGCGUUUUACCGAGAGCUUAUGGGCUGCCGAAAAUUCGUAAGAAAAAUAACCCGUUACGCUUAAUAGUCUCAUCUAAGAACACACCGCUUUAUGGUCUCGCUAAAUUUUUACAUGACAUCAUUUAUAAUUCUAUUCCGAGACCUGAUAGCCAAAUUAUUAAUAGUGCGCAGGUAGUCGAGAAACUUAAUGGCAAACGUAUUGUGGGCGAUACAAAAUUAAUUUCGUUAGAUGUCGUCUCACUAUUCACCAACAUACCUUUGGAUAUGGUCAUUAAUAGUUUGUCUGAUAGAUGGGACUAUAUAGGAAUUAAUUGCCGGAUACCUCGCGAUGAAUUUCUAUUGGCAGUUCGCCUUAUCUUGAAUUCUACUUUUUUUAUGUUUAAUGAUGUUUACUAUCAACAAACAUUUGGCACGCCCAUGGGCUCUCCUCUCUCCCCGAUUAUCGUUGAGAUCACGCUUCAAGAUUUGGAGUCAAGGGCUAUCGCGGCUCUACCUAUGGAUCUUCCCUUUUAUUUUAGAUUUGUUGACGACAUCGUGUUGGCGGCUCUCUCCUCGAUGCUCAAUAUUGUUUUGAACACUUUUAACUCGUUCCACACAAGGUUGCAAUUCACUGUUGAGGAGGGUGUCGACAACCGUUUGAAUUUUCUUGACAUCACAAUUAUUUUAGAGAAUGGAUAUAUUGAAUUUAAUUGGUUUCAUAAACCAACUUUCUCGGGAAGGUACCUCCACUUUGAGUCGCGACACCUCCUUUGCCAGAAAAAAGGCACAAUCAUCGGUCUAACAGAUAAAGUUUUUUGGCUUUCUCAUCCUAUGUUUCAUAAAGAAAAUCUCGAAAUUGUUGUCAACAUCCUUCUAAACAAUGGAUAUCCGCUCUCUCUUAUCUUUCGCACAAUUGCCGAUCGGCUUAAUAUCCUAUUUCAUAGACUUAAGAACAAACAUGACAACGCUUCGAAUGAUGUUGAGAGUGUGAUUGACGCUGAGGUUGGAGGAAGCAAGAUCACAUAUUUUAAUGUCCCAUACGUGAAGAACAUAUCAGAACGUUUCCGAUACUGCAUUAGAGAUCUUGAUGUUAGGCUUUCUUACACCGGAAUAAACAAUUUGCGCAGAUUCAUUAAAGUCGGCAAGGACGAUUUACGGAAGGAUUGGCGUAAUAAUAUAGUGUACAAAAUUAAUUGCACAGAUUGCGACGCCUCUUACGUGGGACAAACGGGUCGCCUGUUAAGGACGAGGAUCAAAGAACAUAGAAGGAAUCUUACGUCCGUCAUUGCCGAACAUAGAGCGCUUAAUCACACUUUCGAUUUCGACGAUGUUGAGAUUUUGGAUGAAGAAAUGCUUUUAGGAAAAAGACUAAUAUCCGAAAUGAUUCAUAUUAAGCGCCAAAAGAAAUCGUUGAACCUCCAAAGCGACACUUUAAAAUUGAAUACUUCGUGUCUGUCGAUUAUUGAAAACAUGCCAAAAAUGUAA
Molecule: messenger RNA, 1656 nt
Organism: Camponotus floridanus (Florida carpenter ant)
Lineage: Eukaryota; Metazoa; Arthropoda; Insecta; Hymenoptera; Formicidae
Exons: 1
Coding region: 1-1656 (551 amino acids)
Source: RefSeq, a predicted model, not a curated record